Messenger RNA from Jatropha curcas, 2101 nucleotides. RefSeq names its product Cyclin A2;4 (gene CYCA2;4). Gene Ontology annotation, molecular function: cyclin-dependent protein serine/threonine kinase regulator activity. The record is from RefSeq and is a predicted model, not a curated record. NCBI's taxonomy places the organism in Eukaryota, Viridiplantae, Streptophyta, Magnoliopsida, Malpighiales, Euphorbiaceae. Gene Ontology annotation, biological process: mitotic cell cycle phase transition.
CUUAAUUUUCUUUUUGUUUUUUUUUUUUUUAAACUCUCUCGUUUAAACCCUUGCAUUAUCCCGCUCAGUCUCUCUCUUUCUUGUUUCUUUAAAGAAGCAAGACCGAUCUUUCUCUUUUUGUUCCUCUAACCUCUCCCUCGGUCCAUGCUUUUUGGAGCUUAGAAGACAAAUUCAGGUUGCUCACCUGACUUUAACGUAAGGCUUUAUGUUGUUCUAGUCGAAGGCUUGUAAUAUGAAGAAGGAAAACAUGCUUCCUGCUAAUGAUGGAGAGCCUGAUAGGCGAAUAACACGUGCUCGGGCAGCUUCUAUGCAUUCAUCUAGCACACCGCCACCAUUGAAGGCAAACACACAACAAGGCCGAAAGCGGAUUUUGCGUCCAAAUUCAAAAAGGACAGCCUUGGAUGAGAAAAACACCAGUGCACCUGAUAAUGCAGGUAUUCAGCCUAAGCGGAGAGCAGUGCUUCAAGAUGUCACAAAUAUUUGCUGUGAGAAUUCAUAUAGGAGUUGCGUCAAUGCAACUAGAAUUCAGGCUAGGAAAGGAAAACAGGUUAAAAAGGGUAAGCUCAAUGUGUCCAAAGUGACUCCUUCACUUGCUGCAGAAUUCCCACGUCUUCAGGCUCAGCCAAAGACAAAAAUUGUUCAAGAAACCAUUAAAAUAGAACCUAAAUCAGAAGUUACGUGCUCAAAUACUUUGGAGAAAGAUGUGAAUUCACAUUUAAAUGGUGUCAGGUUGUUUGGAACAGCUGAUCUCCAGGUUCCAAAACCAAGUACCAGAAUGCCAUUCCAACCCUACAGUCUUCCAAAGAAAGAGGAGAAAGAAGGCCUCAUCAAUAGCGGGAUAACAUCAAGUGGUCCAGAUUUUACAGACAUUGAUUGUGACCUUAUGGAUCCUCAACUCUGCAGCCUCUAUGCUGCUGACAUUUAUAGCAAUUUACGUGUUGCUGAGCUUGUCCGAAGGCCACAUCCAACUUACAUGGAAACAAUGCAGCAGGACAUCACCCAAAGUAUGCGAGGGAUUCUGGUUGAUUGGCUUGUGGAGGUAUCCGAGGAAUACAAGUUGGUGCCAGACACACUUUACCUCACUGUAUACCUCAUAGAUUGGUUUCUCUCUCAAAAUUACAUUGAAAGGCACAGACUUCAACUACUUGGCAUUACUUGCAUGCUGGUGGCAUCCAAAUAUGAAGAAAUUUGUGCGCCUCGUGUGGAAGAAUUUUGCUUUAUUACGGACAACACAUACACAAAAGGGGAGGUUUUAAAGAUGGAGAGUAUUGUGUUAAAAUAUUUUGGCUUUCAACUUUUUGUACCCACUCCAAAAUCCUUUCUAAGGAGAUUUCUACGUGCAGCACAGGCUGCUUACAAGACCCCUAGUUAUGAAUUGGAGUACUUGGCUGAUUAUCUAGCAGAACUGACAUUGAUAGACUACAGCUUCUUGAAUUUCCUUCCCUCAGUCAUUGCUGCGUCAGCUGUAUUUCUUGCUAGAUGGACGCUGGAUCAGACAAUCCACCCUUGGAAUCCGACUCUGGAACACUACACUUCUUACAAGGCAUCAGAUAUUAAAACCACAGUUCUUGCAUUACAAGACCUACAAUUGAAUACCAACGGGUGUCCUUUGAAUGCUAUACGUAUGAAGUAUAGGCAGCAAAAGUUCAAAUCUGUGGCAGCUCUGUCUUCUCCAAAAUUGCUUGAAACAUUGUUCUGAAGAUAAGUUCACCGGUUCUAUGUCAUUGAUGCGGUUGCUAACAUAAACUUCUCAAAUGAAGUUGCCUCUGGACUGUGUCAUUUUCUUCUUGAGGUUGUACCUGAUAUCUUUUCAUAACCUGGUAUCCUCAUUUACAUACACUUUGUGACCUUUAUUUCCCUUCAUAUAUUUUGUUUAUAGCAUUUUUGCAACUUCCAUUGGUUUUGCUACAGCUGACCUAUCAUUCUAAGGCUAUAUUUGUCAUGCCACUAAACUAGAAUUUUAGUGUAACUAUUGCUAUCAACAUUCUUAGCACGUCAACCACCAAGAAAUUUUUUGUCAGGUUGUAAAGUUAGAAAGAGUGUAACUAGUUGAAUAUGAAUUGAUUGUUCUCUCUUUUAAAACUCUUCUCACUUCUCAGGA